AUGCUGGGCGGCACAGGCCUGACCAGGUCGGCCACAGCUGCCAGGAUGGCGAGCACGCGAUUGACCGCUCUCCGCUCUACUCGAUCGUUGUCUUCCAUUGCCUCGCGGUCUUUCCGGAAUCCAGUCUCCCUUGGUAAGACGAUUCCAGGGAAUGCUUCUUGGAAGCCCGUGUCGUCCGCGUCCCGGCUGUCCUUUGCUCGUUUCAACUCGACAUCGACCGCCGCAGCCGCUACUACUACUACCACUGCAGAUGCCGCUCAGACCGGGUCGACAAAUAUCGCAGAUCUCUCGGCGCUGGAGAUUGAACAAAUCCCAGAGAAAAUCGGAUAUCUGAAGGAGCUGGGACUGGAUUAUGGCUGGGGCCCAUCCUCUCUCAUGCAAUGGGUCAUCGAACACAUUCACAUCUGGACAGGUCUGCCCUGGUGGGCCAGUAUUGUCGCUGCUGGUAUUCUAGUCCGUAUAGCCAUGUUGAAGCCUGCGAUCGAUUCUUCGGAUUUGGCGGCCAAAUUGCAUGCUGUUCGAGAUGUCGUGAACCCGGUUCGAGAGCGCAUGGUGCGCGCCGCGCGCGAUGGCAACCAGGUAGAGUUGAUCAAAGCCCGAGCAGAAUUGCAAGACUUGAAUAUGAAACAUGGUAUCAAAACCUGGAAAGCCCUUGUGCCUUUAUUCCUCAAUAUUCCCUUGAGUUACGGUUGCUUCCGAGUGGUGAAUGGCAUGGCUGCGCUUCCGGUGCCGGGUCUGGCGGCGGAGUCGGUGGGUUGGAUCACCGAUCUCACGGUCAGUGAUCCCUACUUCGUGAUUCCAACUGCCACCGCCGCGGUCUUCUAUCUCAGCAUAAGGAAAGGUGGAGACGCGGGAUUAAACCAAUUCCAAGAGUCGGCCAUUGGCAGGGCCUUUAUCUAUGGGUUUCCUGUGCUUUCAUUUCUCUUCACGGCGUUUUUCCCGGGUGCUCUACAGCUCUACUUUGCCAGCACUGGUCUGUUCGCCAUCGGUCAGAGCUACCUGCUGAACAAUGCCGGUUUCCGAAAGUGGUUGGGAAUUGCUCCCUUGCCCAAGCAUCGCAAGGCAGAGAGCGAAUCUCAGGAGCGCCGUCGCAUCCGCCUGAUAGAGGAUAGCAUCCGGGCCGAAGCGGAUAAGGCUUUCAAGGAUCAAUUCAAAGCGGACACAAACAAGAGCUCAAUCAGCUUCAUCGACAGGACGGUGAACAGGUUCACAGAGGGUGUGAAGGACAUUCGGCGGGAAGUUCUGGAGAAAGCGCAGGGGCUCACUGGCGGGGGCUCGAAUGCGGCCGGCUCGCCAGGAGCACCGCCGCCGCGACUCAGCAAGGCAGAUCUCCAGAAGGCAGAGGAGUAUGAACGGAGGCGGCAAGAGGAAGAGGAGUACAAGCGGCAGGAACGGAACCAUGCGCGACGGGAGGCAUAUAUGCGUGCUCUCGAGGCGGAGCGAGAGAAGACGGCCCGGAUGUACCGGUCCAAGGAGACGAGAUGA
This is a messenger RNA of Rasamsonia emersonii CBS 393.64, 1485 nucleotides long. Its product is annotated as Mitochondrial export translocase Oxa1. The transcript has 3 exons. Gene Ontology annotation, biological process: mitochondrial respiratory chain complex IV assembly; protein insertion into mitochondrial inner membrane from matrix. Lineage: Eukaryota; Fungi; Ascomycota; Eurotiomycetes; Eurotiales; Trichocomaceae. The record is from RefSeq and is a predicted model, not a curated record. Gene Ontology annotation, cellular component: mitochondrial inner membrane. Gene Ontology annotation, molecular function: membrane insertase activity. Bases 1 to 1485 code for a protein of 494 amino acids.